Messenger RNA from Anarrhichthys ocellatus (wolf-eel), 2751 nucleotides. RefSeq names its product disabled homolog 1-like. The record is from RefSeq and is a predicted model, not a curated record. Gene Ontology annotation, biological process: neuron migration. Gene Ontology annotation, cellular component: intracellular membrane-bounded organelle; cytoplasm. The transcript has 3 exons. Lineage: Eukaryota; Metazoa; Chordata; Actinopteri; Perciformes; Anarhichadidae. Bases 1161 to 1505 code for a protein of 114 amino acids.
AUCACGUUUUUGCUGCUGAUACUAAUUUCCGAUCAUUGAUGAUCCAUAUUGGCAGAUACAGAUCGUUUUGUUGUUUGAUAACACAGAUGGUCGACAAGCAUCCAGACUAUUUCUUUUUGCCACCGUCCCAACCAUCAUUUCAACCGCUCUGAAGUCUGUGAACCAUCAGCAAUUCUAAAUGUUAUCUUCUACUGACGUAGAAGAAUGACGAUUAAUUAUCUGUCGAUCAACUAAUCGAUGGUAAUAACGUGUCAAAUCUUCGGCAAAACAUGUUAGAGUUCAUGAUAAACAAAUGACUGAUUAAUCACUGAUUAAUCAGAAUAAUUAGAUAAAUGAAAUGUGUUUCCAGCUGUCAGUUCACUGUCACUACCAUGUAAUAUGAUCCACCAGAUGUUUCUCAAGUUAACGUGAACCGACUGUGUCGGCUUUGAAGAGAGCUCUCUGACAGCAAGGUGAAGAGGUGAAGACAUUCUGAAUAUAGCGUUCACUUAAUAGGAGUCUAACAUACGUCCACAGCAGAACAUUACUUUGCUCCCGUGCUGGUUCUCCUGUCUUUCUAUCAACUCAUCUACUGUAGUAGAACCCUGACUGUGGAGGAGAACCUACAGAACAUCCUGUCUAUCCCUUUAACAUCGUCCUGCCCUCGUAGAUCUUAUUGUGACUGUGAAGUGAAGUGCUGAAGUAUCCGGGUGUGACAGUGAACUUUAACCCAUAGCUCAGGUCUUUUCUUUCUUUGUCAUAUUACGUCUCUCUCUCUCUCUCUCUCUCUCUCUCUCUCUCUCUCUCUCUCUCUCGCUCUAUUAACUCAUUGGUUAAAGUUGAUCUUUCACCCUUCCUGCCUUCCUGCCAUUCUUUUCUGUUACGCUCCGUUUCAUUCUCCACCGUCCUUCGUCUCUUCUUGAGUUGACGACUGCAGUCGGGUGAUUUUUUACAUACGACAGAUCAUAAAACUGCUCUCUGUGGGUGUGUGUGGGAUGUCGUGUCAGGGCUGAAGCCCCUCCCUCUCCCAUGAGCCCGUGUGCCCACGCACACACCUGGCGCCUCCACGCACACGCCCGGCGCCCACGCACGCACAGCCGGCACUGACGCUGUGAACCGGGACCCCUCAGGAGCCCAGCGGAGCCAAGCGGAGCGGAGUCGAGCCCAGUUGGAGCCUGAGGAUGUCAACAGAGACAGAGCUACAGCCAGCGGUCCGGCCCAGUAGCAUCAGACGGGACUCCAAGAGGAAAGCAGGGCAGGAUCGCAGCGAGGCGGCUCUCAUCAGGCGUUUUAAGGGUGAUGGCGUCCGCUACAAGGCCAAGCUCAUCGGCCUGGACGAGGUCACCGCCGCCCGUGGAGACAGACUCUGCCAGGACUCGAUGAUGAAGCUCAAGGUAAGAAGAGUCUCUCUCUCUCCCUCCUUCUACUUUCUCUUUGUUGAUGCCGUCUUAAAUAAAAAAUGUACUCGCUUCUUUAAUUCACUUGCUUUAAGCUCGCAGCUAACAUGCAUCUUUGAAACGGCAUGACGUGAUCGCCUACAGCCGCAUUCAAUUCCAAAAACCUGUCCAUAAAUAGUUGUUCAACAUCAUGCAUAUUCUAAAGUUUAAAGUAUUUAAAUAUGCAUGAUUUGUACAUCACUGCACAACUUUGUGUCGGUGCAUGCAUGUAUAUUUUUUAUGCAAGCUGCCAGAGGAGAAAGGUGAAGGGAAAUGAGGACGCUUUAAUUUAUAGGCACGAUGAUGAUGAUGAUGAGUGCGGGAGGAAGUGAGGAGGUUAGCCAUAUGGAUGAGAAGGGAAUCGGGGUGAAUGUCUCAUUUACAAGGACAGGGACAAUUAGAGGGAGAGGUAGACAGAUGGGGCAGUUAGCAGAGGAGAGAAGGCAUGUAUGAGGGCAAUCAUUUGGAUGAUAGGUGAGAGGGAAUAAAGAUGAGGAGAAAUAAGCCAUUUAUUUAUUCCUUUAUAACUAAAGUCCUAAAAAAAUCAAGCUGAUUCAGAGAAAUAUUCUGCUACGCUACAAAUGGUCAGAAAACUUUAGGCAGGACUUUGCUUCUUUCUCCACAAAUGUCAGAAAUAGCGGCUCAUUCAUUAUUGUCUUUUCACACGCGGGAUCCACGAGCAGCAGGAGAGGUUUGAAUUGAGGAAAACUACAUUUACGUUUUGUUCAUGCGGAGUGAAAACUCUCUCCAGUCGGGGCGCGGAGAGGACAUACGGCUCAUUGAUCAAACAGCUUCCCUCCUCCUCAUCUAUUCAGACAGGAAAUCCAUCAACUCUUUUUCUCUGAUCUCCCCACCUCCUCCUUUCACACUGCUCCUCCCUCUCCUCGCCCGACUCUCAAUUCUCCUUUUGUUUUGUCACUUAUGCAAAUAGAGAAGGUAAACCACACCCUGAGAUACACUUCUGGAGUUAUGAAUCAGUUACAUUGCAUGUUGCAAGAUAAGUAUUUGCUGUACCUGCCUUGUCUGCUUUUCCAGUUUUUAUUGAUUUCCUACAUUUCCCACAAUGCCUCUCAACAGCCUAAGAUAUGACAUUAAGGUUUUGCAUUAAGCUGAACAGAGCAAACUUAAUACUGGACAUGCGAUAUUUGGGUAUGGGUUUGUAUGAAGUACUUCUCCAUAGUCAGUGUAUUACUACAGUAGAUGGCGGUCGGCAGUUUGGAGUAUCAGCACUGGAGAAUUGAAGCAUUUAUCUCGGUUCUCUUUAACGCUACCAGACUCCUUUAAUAAAAACAGUAAUUUGACCUCGUAGGACACAGAGUGUCUGCUCUACUGCUGC